CAUGGAGACUCACACCUUCCCAAAUAUGUUGGAAGGUGUUUAUUUUUAAGUGAAUCUGUAGUUUAGUGGAUUGAACUCAGAGGGACGCUGUUGGUCAGUGUGUUGCAGUUUUAGAGCAUAUUUGCAGCAGUACCUCCCCCAUCAUCUCGAUAUAUUAGAGAGAGAAAGAGCCGCACGCAGAGAGCACAGUCAGGUUUACAGAGAACACUAAGCACGGUGACACGGAGCUGAGAUUAUUUUGUUCCAGAGUGGUGGAGUUUAGGGACAUGUUUGUUUUGUUGUAUUCACAGAACAGUGAAAACGAAUGGAAUAUUACGGCGUUCUUUACAGAUUAUAACGUGUUUGUUGUUUGAUAUCGCAGAGAAAAUGUCGGACAGAACAAUGACACGGCAAGUACUGUUGUUUAUCUCGUUCCUCUCUCUCAGUUCAGUGCACGGGCAGAUCAGUUACUCCAUUCCCGAGGAAAUGGCGAAAGGCUCUUUAGUCGGUAACAUAGCGCAGGAUUUGGGUUUAGAUACCAAAAGACUGACAUCAGGUAAAGCUCGUAUUUUUACUGGAGACAGCGCAGAGUACAUCGAGCUGAAUAAAGAAAGGGGAGUUCUCCUUAUCAAAGAGAGAAUAGACCGGGAAGCGCUCUGCGGACAGACGACGCCUUGUGCUUUGCAUUUUCAGAUAAUUCUAGAAAAUCCCAUGGAAUUUUUUCGGGUAACUGUUGAGAUUACAGAUGUAAACGAUAAUGCUCCUAAUUUUAAGAAGACCGAGAAACGUUUUGAAAUUAGUGAAUCUGCAGUGAUUGGGGCUACAUUUAUGCUGGAGAGAGCAAUAGAUCCCGACGUUGAUCUUAAUGGUCUCCAGAGCUACACCCUUAAACCCACUGAUCAUUUUCAGUUAAAACUAAAAAAUCAACCCGAUGGAAGUAAAAAGGUAGAGCUGGUUUUGCAGAAGCCUUUAGAUCGGGAGAGACAGGAGCGGAUAUCUUUAGUAUUAACAGCUAUUGAUGGAGGCGAGCCGCAACUAUCUGGAACAGUGCAAAUACAUGUUACAGUGUUAGAUGUAAACGACAAUGCACCUGUUUUUACGCAGGAGAUUUACAAAGCAACGGUUGUUGAGAAUUCACCUAAAGGAUCCUUGUUGACCACAGUUAGCGCUUCUGAUGCGGAUAAAGGGUCUAAUAGCAUGGUUAGCUAUUCUUUGUCCAGCAGUACUGAUCUCUUUGAGUUAGACAGUGACAGUGGUGAAUUUAGACUAAUCGGUCAGAUAGAUUAUGAAAAGGCUAAAUAUUAUCAAAUGUUUAUCGAAGCAAUGGACGAAGGAGGGCUAUCUGAUUCCAGUAAAAUAAUCAUAGAUGUUAUUGACGUCAAUGACAACAGCCCCGUUAUUAUUAUAAUGUCAAAGUCUAGUUCAAUAGCGGAAGACUCUACCUCUAGUACAGUUAUAGCCAUGAUCAGCGUUAACGACCCAGACUCUGAUAGUAACGGUCAGGUACACUGUGGGAUUAAUGAAAACAUUCCAUUCACCAUUAAAUCUAUAUCCAACGCCUUUUACAGUCUAGUAACUGACAGUGACUUGGACCGAGAGAGAGACUCUGAAUAUAACAUCAGCGUGACGUGCUCUGAUGAGGGAGUGCCCUCGCUCUCCAGCAGCGUCACUCUCACCUUACAGAUAUCAGAUGUGAAUGACAACGCGCCUGUCUUUGAGAGGAGCUCAUAUGAGGCCUACAUUAUAGAAAACAACACACCGGGCCUCUCUAUAUUCACAGUGAAAGCCAGAGACGCUGACUGGAACCAGAAUGCCCGUGUUUCUUACAUACUGGAGGACUCCUCGGUUAACGGAAUACCCGUCUCCUCAUAUGUGUCCGUUAGUGCUGAUAGUGGAGUCAUCCAUGCAGUGCGCUCUUUUGACUACGAGCAGAUUAAGGAUUUCCAGUUCUGCGUCAAAGCGCAGGAUGGAGGCUCCCCUCCACUCAGUAGCAAUGUGACUGUGAAAAUGUUGAUCCAGGACCAGAAUGACAACACGCCUCAGGUUCUGUACCCAGUCCACACUAGCAGCUCUCUGGUGGCUGAAAUGGUGCCUCGUUCAGCAGAUGUGGGCUAUCUUGUUACUAAAGUGGUGGCUGUUGAUGUGGACUCCGGACAGAAUGCCUGGCUCUCGUAUAAACUACAGAAAGCGACAGACAGGGCGCUGUUUGAAGUGGGCUUACAGAACGGAGAAAUAAGAACUAUACGCCAAGUCAAUGAUAAAGAUGCUGUGAAACAAAGGCUCACUGUUGUAGUGGAGGACAACGGGCAGCCCUCUCGUUCAGCUACAGUCAAUGUUAACGUGGCGGUGGCGGACAGCUUCCCUGAAGUGCUCUCGGAUUUCACUGACUUUACGCACGACAAGGAGUACAAUGACAACCUGACUUUUUACUUAGUCUUGGCUUUGGCUGUAGUCUCAUUUCUGUUCAUCACAUGUUUAGUGGUUAUUAUAUCAGUAAAAAUAUACAGGUGGAGACAGUCUCGCAUCCUCUAUCAUUCCAAUCUCCCGGUUAUUCCGUAUUAUCCACCGCGUUACGCAGACACUUUGGGGACAGGAACUCUACAGCACGUGUACAAUUACGAGGUGUGCAGGACAACUGACUCCAGAAAGAGUGACUGUAAGUUCUCCAGACCCUGUAGUCAGAACGUACUGAUAAUGGACCCCAGUUCUACAGGGACAAUGCAGCGGAUGCAGAGUGAAAGUAACAUCUUGGAUGAACCAGACUCGCCACUAGAGCAAAAGCCUCCUAACGCCGACUGGCGCUUCACCCAAGGCCAGAGACCUGGACCCAGUGGGGCUGGAGGCCCCCCUGAGAUGGCCAUGGGAACUGGACCCUGGCCCAACCCCCCCACCGAGGCUGAGCAGCUCCAAGCCCUGAUGGCCGCAGCCAACGAAGUGAGCGAGGCGACCGCCACCCUGGGGCCGGGCACCAUGGGUCUAAGCACCCGUUACAGCCCCCAGUUCACCCUGCAGCACGUGCCCGACUACCGCCAGAACGUCUACAUCCCUGGCAGCACGGCCACCCUGACCUCCAACCCCCAGCAGCAGCAGCAGAUGGUGAUGCAGCAGCAGAUGGUCGCCCAACAACAGGCCCUGCAGGCCCAGCCUUCCGAGGCCUCGGCUCAGCCUGAACCCCCCAAGGCUGCCCAGACCCCCGCCUCCAAGAAGAAGUCCACCAAGAAGGAGAAGAAGUAGGAUGGAUGGAGGAACGAUGAAUGGAUAGAUAUGGAAUAUACGAUGAGACAAGAAAAAUAAACGACCUGAUGAGAACUGAAAUGUAACCACAGGAGGCUGCUGAGGGGAGGAAUGCUCAUAAUGGCCGGAACGUAGCGAAUGGAAUGUCAUCAAAGACAUGGAAACCAUGAGUUUUAUGUAUUUGAUACCAUUCCAAUCAUGCUGCUCCAGACAUUACCACAAGUCUGUCCUCCCCAAUUAAAGUGCCACCAACCUCCUGUGAAUUCAACCCCCCCUCACCCCCACUUCUUCACAUAAUGCGUUUACUCUAAACAUGGUCAGAAUUUUUUUGGUCACGCUCAAAUGAUAACACAAAAAUAUGGAGAUGGUUUGGGAAUGUUUGUCUUUGGGCUCUUGAAUCUGGAAAGUGUUGAAGGUUUAAGAGCGAACAGCAUGGACAUUUUGUUUUUGUUUUCUUUCUGAAGGCUAGCUAGAAACAGUUGUUUUUGAACGCCUGUGUUCUGUUCUAGUCAACAGAAAAGUAUUCAUGGUAUUUGACGUUAAGGAAGACUGGGGGUUUAGGGUGGGGUUGUGUUUUGGUCAAUGAAUUUGGAUGCACUUCAGACAAGAGAUUGAGUGUAAGAAACCUUGCUGGGGUAACAAGGCUUUGCCCAGUGACGUAUUCACACGUGGAUAUUUUAACCAUGUUUCCUAAGAUCUUUCAUGUUGGAUUUAUAAUUCUUUAUUUUCCUGAGUUGGGAAGUAGAUCAUUGUUGACUAUACUAGAUUGCCAUGAUCAGAUUCCUAUAUAGCCUCCACCACUAUAUAGGAUCAGCAUUAUAGGAUCCUACACCACAGCUCUUUGGAACACAAGGGUAUCCCGUUCCACUGGUAGGAUUCUACUCCUCUGCAUGUUCCUAUAGCUUCAAACCACAGACCUUCUAGAAGAUUCAACAAUGCAUUGUAUAAGUGUUGCAAAGAGGACGACCACCUUAACUCUUAUCCCAAUAAUACUGGUUGACAAAUGCACUCGUAGCAUUUACCUGACGUGGUAGUGAAAAUUCUAAAUAUGAUUUUGUAACAUACUUAAAUGAUAAGAUUAGAAUAGUUUGACGUUUUUUAUGACCUUAGCGUGAACCCUAUUAGAGCACUAGGGCAGACGGGGAGGGGCAUGUUAUAGUACUAUCAUCACCCUAUUGGCUGGCUUGGUGACAUAGUAGGCACUGCCCCCUUUUUAAAACACCAUAGAUGGGCAUAGAGACCACCUGCUGUCCCCCUCCUAAACCAGUCAUGUCCCCUCCCCUUACUGGCUAUACCACUUCAACCAUAAGAGAUGCACUGCUCAUACUAUGAAGAUGAGCUGUAGGGUAAAAAGCAUUUCAGAGUAGGGCACAAGUAGAGAUCUUUAACAAAGUGCUUAGAAGUUAGACACUUGUUAGGUCGCUAGGCUUUAGAUUGAGUGUUCACCCCUUGCUACGUAUCCUGAAGUGCAGAUGAUUCUACUUCUUGACGUGAGAAGAUAACAGUUUUUGGAUGACUCAUAGUAUAAGAGUUGUUUAGAAGAUGUAUGAAGUCUUUCCUUUGCUGUCUGUCCGGCUGCUGGUUGGACACUGCAUGAAGAGGCAGCGUGCAGGCUGGGUUCAAUGGGGAGAGGGCUGAGGUUAGGGUUACAACGUCUGGGUUGGUACCAUUAGAUUGACGGGGAGGGUGGCAACGACCUUGGCUCUACUCACUGAAUGUACAUAAGCAAGGUCCAUCUGUAAACUUCAUCUAAUGUACUGACCCAGGUUAGAGGUUGACAGAGCCAAGCACAUCCCUCCAUGUCACAUAGGAGAUACCACUUCAGAAGCAGGGAGGGGGGACAGAGUUAGCUAGCUCCAGUCCUCGCUGUAUCUAUCCCCUCAGUGUAAAUCCACUCUGGUAAUGCUAACCUCAGACUCUCCCUCCACUCCCUGGUCCUGUGUAGGCUCUUCCCCACUGUAAAUAAACACUAGUCCUAACCAUGGCAUGAGCCAGUUGUUUGUAUAGUACGGACAUGUCCAGAAUUUUCAAAUUAAAAGUCCUCUCUCCACAAGGCGUGGAUUACUACUGGAAUGUGUUGCAUUUGUUUUUCAAGAAAAAUAAGAAAACCACAGCAAAAAAUAUAUAACGAUCUCUGAAAUGUUCUUCAACAGUUUGUGUUGCAAUGUAGUAACUAAACACCAUGAAGGCCAACUAACUAAUUCUUCAGUGUAAAUAAAAAUAAAGUUAACUUUAGACGAUAAGUAAACAGUGACACACGUAGACUAGGUAACUUGUGAUAUGUGUUGCGCAUAUUUUUGUGUUCAUGUUCACUCUCUCUAUUCUACCACCCUGUAAAGAAACAAACACCAAAAAAAUAUAUUGAAAACAUUUUUCCAUCCUUCUGUAACCUUUUUUCUGUGAUUUAUCUUGUGCAUUGUGCAGGAAUGCCUCUCUCUCUGUCCAUAUGAACAAAUUAUUAUAAAUAUUAUAUAUGUAUGUAUGUCCGUCCACUGCUGAAUUAAUCCUCUCUCGUGCUGUAGCCUGAUAUCUUUUUUAUGAAACUCUUAGACCCCCCCUCCCCCUCCCCCCACGCUAAUCUCUUAUUUGUUAUGCUAAUAUUUAUAUUGCUGUUUUAUUUUCUCUUGAACACUGACGUUUCAAAUAAAAGGUUCUGAAAUCAUUAAA
This is a messenger RNA of Coregonus clupeaformis (lake whitefish), 5880 nucleotides long. RefSeq names its product protocadherin gamma-C5-like. The record is from RefSeq and is a predicted model, not a curated record. Gene Ontology annotation, biological process: homophilic cell-cell adhesion. Gene Ontology annotation, molecular function: calcium ion binding. The coding region runs from base 367 to 3213 and encodes 948 amino acids. NCBI's taxonomy places the organism in Eukaryota, Metazoa, Chordata, Actinopteri, Salmoniformes, Salmonidae. Gene Ontology annotation, cellular component: plasma membrane. The transcript is spliced from 4 exons.